AUGGCCGCUUCGGUCUCAGAUCGGGGACGCCGCACACGAGGUGGUCGUGUGAGGAAACUGACCGCCAAAGCCCAAGCGCUGAGUGACCGCAAAGCCGACUCAAGCUCUUCGCCGCCGCCUUCAGACACCAUUGUGGUUAGCUCUUCACCACCACCACAGCUGCCCCCACCAACAAAAUCCAAACCUCAGCCUCGCCGUAAACAAGGCUCCACUACUCCGAGUCCUAGUGCAGACACCUCGCAGCAAGCUUCGGGAGACUUUCAAACCCCAGAGACGUCAACAAACGACCUGGUUGAGAGUGCCACUUCAGCAUCAAACGCCGAGGUCGCCACUCAGGACGAGACCAAUUCUUCAACUCUCAACUCACCAGCCAGAAGAACCUCCCAGCGAGAGAGGAAACCUUCCGCCAAAGCACUAUUAACACCUCCGACUGCCCGAAAACGCCCAGCCUCUCCAGCUGAUACUCAGGAUGUUCCGGCGCGCAAGUCUGCCAGAAUCUCUUACGGCGGCGCCAAGGUCCCGUCCAAGCUUCGUUACUCGUUGUCUUCCUCUGUGCCCGAGGAGCUAUCUGCUGAGGAUCAAACCCCGGAGAGGAGCCAAAACCGUUCUACCGGAUGUCCAGUUCACCAACGCAUGGGUUCAAAUGUUCAAGACAUGCUUGAAAAAUCUCCAAAGAGCCAACGAGCUCGUCAAGUUGUGGAAAACCAUUUUCGUGACACGUGGCCUUGGCCCGUACCGACCAAACCUCCAACCCCUCCACAAAUGCUCAGCCCUCCAGAAGGGCAAAGCGACCAAGACGUUCGCGACCAGGGAUAUAACAGCCAAAUGCACGCUCUUUCCGAAUAUUCUGGCAAGCCUGUUUCCCAAGAGCACCAGCUGGAGGACGAUCAUGCUGAGAUCCGUGCCAAACGGAAACAACCUACCCGCCGGGACACGGCUGAGAUUCCUGCCACUCCAACCGGCAAGAAAUCAAAGCGUGUCACACUGAAGACGACGCCGACUAAAGUCGACAAACCUGAAACUGCCGAAGUCGCGCAAACCACUCCCUCAAGCAGAUCGAAGGUAAUCACACUAAAGUCGAAGAGACUUUCUGAGAUCAACAACCCAACUCAACAACCUGAAGUCGAUAAGCCCAGCCCUAAGGCCAGCAAGGUUCGAGCAAGCCGACGAAAAUCCAAACUCAAGCAAGAUGCCCCCCGGAACGACCGUGUUACCGUGCAAGACAAGCCUUUGUCUUUAGCAUCAUGCGACCUGUCUUGUCUUCCUCCUUGGUCACGACUCGUAGCCUUUGCCGAGAUUGCCAAGCGAAUGCCGGAUUCGGAUAAUGACGACGAAGAAAUUGUGCCUGGGAGUGACCAGGACUGGCGGUCUUAUACCCAGCAUUUGUGCCAGUGCAAGAAGGAGCCCCGACUUCCCAUUGACGACGUCAAUGCCAGUGAACUUGCACGAGCCCUUCUACCGAACACGGUUUUCCAAGGCACUCAAGUCGAUCCGAUCGAUCUUACGGAAGCACCUACAGCCGAAAGCGAGCUUUUAGCCCAACCGGUCAAUACUAUCCUGAGGGCCACCGACGCGGAGCGGCUCUCUCAGCUCUUUGCCAGUCCUCACAACUUAAAUGAAAGUGAGAAUCGAAGACGGUACACCACCUCUGCGACCCGUAGCUUACGCAACUCUGCCGAGUUUGGAACCCCCCCUGCCUACGGAAACGGAAAUCCACUUCGAAAUUCAGGUUUCUCAGAGAAUGCUACCAAGUUCCUUCCAACUAAACGAACGUACGAGGAGCGCAUGCGAGACGACCACAAGGCAUUGGCGGACAUUCGCAAGCGCGCAUCAGCGUUGGGAAUCGAGUGGAAUUUCAACAUGACUUUUGACGACAUUUCUUCUCUGGUCCGGGAGGCUGAAGCCUCUCAGACCCAGAUCUAUUAUGACCAACGCAACAUGACCCGUGAGAACGACAUCUCUGUCGGCCGCCAUGGGCACGGUUCGGUUAUAGAAGGUCACCCAGGCCACGGCAUCCCGGCCGGAUAUGGUGGACUGUAUCCAGGAAAAGCGACAUCUUCAACUCCUACGCCGAUUGCAAAUGGAGCAGCAGUAGCUGGACAUGAUCUCUACCAGCAUCGGUCGCCGCCACCGGCCCCGCCACAGCAGCAGCAGCCCAAAAACGGCCGGAGACGACCCAAAUCCCAGUUCAUUAACUACAACUACACUCAUACAAAUGGCUUCGACAACAAUAGCGGCGGCAACAGCCGCGGCAAUCGCAAUGGAACUGGUACACCUGAGACCGCCGGCAAACACCUUGGUGGAUCGGCCAGUCCCAACACAACCACCAUCAGCUUUGUUACUGAGGAUAUUGGCGCAACAUAUUCUUCGUCGGGUCCGCACACGUCGCUGCGUCGACCUUCUUCCCCUAGUCGACCCAAAAGCUCGCGGUUUCGAGUCGAUCCUAGAGGAUUGCUAGGUGAAUCGCCGGGGCCCGGAACGAUCAUCAAUAUCGACGAGCAGCAUCAGCAUCAGCAUCAGCAGCAGCCGAAGAAGGCUGUAGCUAAUGGUAGAGCGUCACGUCGGAGAUCGCGUGGCUCAAAGGUUGCAGAAGCUCAGAAGGAGGCUGAAGUGAAUGGCCCAGAGGCCAGUUAG
Molecule: messenger RNA, 2634 nt
Organism: Exophiala dermatitidis NIH/UT8656
Lineage: Eukaryota; Fungi; Ascomycota; Eurotiomycetes; Chaetothyriales; Herpotrichiellaceae
Exons: 1
Coding region: 1-2634 (877 amino acids)
Source: RefSeq, a predicted model, not a curated record